Molecule: messenger RNA, 2044 nt
Organism: Cannabis sativa
Lineage: Eukaryota; Viridiplantae; Streptophyta; Magnoliopsida; Rosales; Cannabaceae
Product: putative F-box protein At3g16210
Exons: 1
Coding region: 695-1828 (377 amino acids)
Molecular function (GO): protein binding
Source: RefSeq, a predicted model, not a curated record
UAAUUUAUUUUGUCUUAUUUGAGAGAUCUGAAACCUCAUUUGCAAUUGCAAGUGAGGGACUUGAUAAGUACCCAUUAAAAAAUCAUAUUCAUCUGCGCCUCAAUGUCCAAAUUCUUAGUCUAGUCUCCUCUAAAUCAAUUGUCUAUUUGUUUAAUUUUAGAUUCUCGGCGCUGUCUUUGUUUUUAAACGUCAAAACAAUCAAUUGACUACCGAAACCCCAGGUCCCCAAAUCCAUGUGCGGUGGACAAUAGACUUGCCUUUGCCAUCCAAAGCGUGUACCGUGUACGCAACUAAAAUAUAUUUGUAAAUUAUCUCCUUAUCUUGCAUUUCUUUUGAAUAAUUACAUCACAAGAAAAUAAGAAAGAAAGAAAGGAACUAGUUUUGGAGAAUUUACCACAAAAUAAAGCUAAGGUACCGCCACCCCCACGUCGCAAGGCCAAGUUGUCUAUCACUUUUAAAUGUUUCUCUAAUCUUCUUAUAUUAAAAGCUCCAAGUCGGUAGCUUUAAAAACUGAUCAAUCAAACCUACUAUACUACUAUUUAUCCACUUUUUAAUCAACUUUCUCGCUCUCUCAUUCUUUUUCUCUACUAUACUAGUAUCUAUAUAUAUAUAAUUACACAACCACUCCAUCACAAAUAUUUUUCAAUUCAAAUUGCUUUUGAAACAACAAAUUUCUAAUCAAGAAGAAAACAAUAUGGCAAGCUCCAUUAAUCUUCCGGAAGAAUUGAUCAUAGAGAUUAUGUCAUGGCUUUCCCCUGAGUCUCUGAUCCAAUUCAAAUGCGUUGGCAAGUACUGGUACAAACUCGUGACUUUCCUUCUCAACGAUCCAUCUUUCAUCGUCAAACAUCUCCGAAAUCAAAACGACAGCAACAACAUCUUCUUCUCUCCAAGCAUUGCCGUGAGUUGUCUGCGCAUAUACGAUACCCCUGUUUACACCUACAAAGAGCUUUUCGCUUUGAUCUCGGUUCCGAAUUCCAAUCAAAACGACGCCGUUUAUGAAGAUAUGAACCUCCCAAUCAUUCCGGGGGAGAAAGAUAUGAGUAGCCAAACCAUAAGUCACUGCAACGGAGUCGUUUGUGUAGCCGAUUACUACCACAACAUUAUCUUAUCCAAUCCGGCUAUGAAAAACUCCCGGGUUCUGCCCAAACCCGGUCUCAUGGGUCGAUUCGUGUUGCAAGGAGUCGGGUUCGGGUACGAUUCCAGAAACAAUGACUAUAAAGUCGUCAGGUUUGGUCGUGACCAAUCUAUUUACCCCAGAGCUGAGGUUUACAGCUUGAAUUCCGAUUCAUGGAAAGAGAUCGGAAUCGAUUCCGGGACCGAUUACUUUCCGAGUCUCCACAUCGACACUUACUUUAAUGGAGCUUUCUACUGGCUCAUGUCGGGCCCCAGGUUCAUGAUCCAAUAUUUCGACAUGUCCGAUGAGGUGUUCCGUGAUGUUACGUUACCGGAAAGUCUUCAAACGGCGAAGUCGCAGUGGAUGAGCCUCGGGGUUUGGAAUGAUUCCGUUGCGCUGUUUUUCUGUCCCGGAGAGAAAGGGACUCCGGUCACUGUUGAUAUUUGGGUCAUGAAUGAAGAAUGUGUUAAUGGGCCUGAUUCUUGGAAGAAAGGUUUGACAAUUGGGCCUUUUGAAGGGAUUGAUUGCCCAUUGGGCUUUUGUAAUGAAGAAGAAUUUGUUAUGAGAUCAGCCAACUUUAGGGAGGUAGUGUGUUAUAAUGUUCGAACCCAAAAUCUUAGGAAUAUAAAGGUUGAAGGUUUGGAUGGAAUUGGUUGUCGAGCUCUUUCUUACGUGAAGAGUUUGGUUUCCGUACAAACCAGGAAUGAGAAAUGAAGUAGGAGAGAACUUUUCCCAAUUGGAGUUUGUUUCUUUUUCUUAAUUAUUUUUAUUUUCUUAUAUUUUAUUUAUUUUUUUUAAAGGAAAUUAUAUAUAUUUUUGUAUUGUACAUAGGAGUUUAUUUAUUUCUUUAUUGUAACUUGUAGUCUUGUUUAUGCUUGAUGGAUAUGUAAGGUAAAUCAAAUGUAAUAUUAUGCGAUCAAUUUUUUAUAA